Molecule: messenger RNA, 2138 nt
Organism: Monopterus albus (swamp eel)
Lineage: Eukaryota; Metazoa; Chordata; Actinopteri; Synbranchiformes; Synbranchidae
Gene: gchfr
Product: GTP cyclohydrolase I feedback regulator
Exons: 3
Coding region: 169-429 (86 amino acids)
Biological process (GO): negative regulation of biosynthetic process
Cellular component (GO): nucleus; cytoplasm
Molecular function (GO): GTP cyclohydrolase binding
Source: RefSeq, a predicted model, not a curated record
UGAUGCUGAGAAGACAGCUGUGAUUGGUCCGUCUCUGUGGGUGUUUCCGCAUUCCGCAAACAGCUGUCGGCAGAAGCGCGAAUUGGGAAGGGGACUGUCGCACCUACGAAAGAAUAAACCUUCUCAGUCAUUCCCAGGGGAGUAACUGUCCAUCGCCAGGGAGCAGGGAUGCCUUAUAUGCUCAUCACUACGCAGAUCCGACUGGAAACUGGUCCAACAAAUGUGGGAGAUGAAUAUUCUGAUCCAGCUAUUAUGAAUUACCUGGGAGCAAGAAAAACAACCAUGCUGGGAAACAACUUUUCCGAGUACCAUGUGGACGACCCGCCUCGCCUGGUGUUAGACAAGCUGGAGAAGAUUGGCUUUCGCGUGCUGACGAUGACAGGAGUGGGACAGACGCUGGUUUGGUGCCUACACAAGGAGACCGAGUGACUGGUCAUGGACCAAGUCUUGACUGUAUCAAAAUACCUCUAUCUCUUCAGAAAGGAUGAACGAAUCACGCCGAAAAGUGCUGUCAACUUUUUUAUAACUUUGGUUCUCUGCUCUACAUUUGCAAAGUGAAAAUAAAGUUUGAAAGUUGAGAUUAUCCUGGAUGCAAGGUUUCGGAUUACCUUGAACAGGUGAUGAUAGGUCCCCAAUUUCAGGGAAAUAGUAAAUCUCUAUUCCAGAGAUUUUAUGACCCUUUGCCCAUAGUGCCCAAAUUCUGCCUGUGCAAAAGGCCUCAUCCAGUUCUUUCUUCUGAAUAAAUAAAUAAAAUACUCAUUUGUACUUGCAGCACAGCUUUUUUUGUAAGUUUAUUAUAUGCUUAAGAUUAAGAUAUAUAAUUAUAUAGAUUGCUUGUUUACUUAGUAAAAAAGAAAACAUGCAAUCCAUAUGUUUACCACUGAAGAAAAUUAAACAUGUAUUUAGCUGUCUGCUAAUCCAUCAAAGAGACGCUUAUCAAAUAUCACAUGUAAAAACAAAAAGAUUAACAUGUUUGUACUGCGAGCUCUUGCAGCUCUGUGACACCUUACUUGUAAUAAAUCUACUUUAAACCGACUUCAGACUGUCCAGAAUGCUGCUGCGAGGCUCCUCACAGGAACCUCUAGAUCAGCUCAUAUCACUCCGGUUUUGUACUCACUUCAUUGGCUACCAGUCAAGGUCAGAGUUGGUUUUAAAAUUUUAGUGCUGACGUUUAGAGCACUACAUGGGCAGGUCCCCCAGUAUAUUACUGAUUUGUUGGUUCCACAUUCUCCCAAACGUACUCUUCGUUCCUCAAAUCAGCCCCUUUUGUUGGUCCCAAAAACUCGCUUUAAAUCUCAGGGGGACCUGUCUUUUAAGGCGGUUGCUCCAAGAUUGUGGAAUGCUCUGCCCUUGUCUUUACGUAUGGCCGAAUCUGUUGAGGGUUUUAAAAAGCAGCUGAAGACACAUUUAUUUAGACAGUUUUUUAAUUGAAUGAGUUUACAGAUUUUUAUGAUCUGUUUUUAUUCUGUUAUUUGAAUUGCUUUUAGGUUUUAUCUAUAUUAUUCGUGCUGAUUAUUAUUAUUACUAUUCUGUGAUGUUGUGAAGCACUUUGUGAUAUUGUCUGUGAAAAGUGCUAUAUAAAUAAAGUUUACUUACUUACUUACCUUACACGGAUGUUGCAAGCCCCGAUCCUGGGCACUAGCACUGCAGGUACAUGUCAUGAUCCUACCCCUCCCUGCUUCCAGCUCACCCAGACUCCUGGUAACAUCACCUCAUUUAACACAGUGGUUUCACCUGCGCCUUAAUCCUGCUCACCUGUUUCCCACAGUAUAUAGCAGCUCCUCACUCUGUGGGGAGCUGCCAGAUUGUUCUAUGCCCCGUCUAGACUUUCCAGCGUUACUAACUCUUGUGCCUGACUACCUGGAGAUCGACACCCUGGUUGUUACACCGACCUGUGAGUUUGCCUCUCCCCUCUUGUCCACCUGCUCUCCUGAUACCGACAUCCUGCCUAAACCGACCUGCGAUCCUGCCUUGCCUACCCUGCUGCCUUGCUGGAGAGUACGACCUCGGACCGAACUGACCCUGCUUCCUGGCUUGUCCCUGAAAGACUGUUACUGUUUCUGCCUGUGUCAAAGAGAUAUUAAAACCAGUUCUACUGUCGCAGCUUGCUGGCUCUUUAAUAGGGUUCACACACCUAC